Molecule: messenger RNA, 3899 nt
Organism: Podarcis muralis (Common wall lizard)
Lineage: Eukaryota; Metazoa; Chordata; Lepidosauria; Squamata; Lacertidae
Gene: NECTIN1
Product: nectin cell adhesion molecule 1
Biological process (GO): homophilic cell-cell adhesion; protein localization to cell junction; heterophilic cell-cell adhesion
Cellular component (GO): adherens junction
Source: RefSeq, a predicted model, not a curated record
CGCGGCUCUCCGACUGGCCACCCUGCUCCAGCUCAGAGCAAGCCGAGGCUGCCCAGAGAAAGGGAGGCGCCUCUCGCCGGUGCUGAUGUUGCAGCGAGGAGCCGCUGCUCUCCUCCUCCUCCUCUUCGUCGUCCUUCUCCGCCCUCUUCGCCGCUCCAGCCUCCUCGGAGUGCUCUCGCCAGUCCCAAGCGCGGGGAUCCGACGCCGCCGCCUCUCCUCCUCCUCCUUCCCGCCUGCCGUGGGGUUCGCCGAAAGCUGGGAUCUGCGAGACAUGGAGCUUGUUUGGAGCACUUUGCUCCGCGCCGGGGCCCUCUGAUCGCCGUGCGGCGGCAACAGCAGCAGGAGCAACAGCAACGUGCUCGCGGGAUCCGACCGCGCUCGCUCUCUUUUUCAGUCCCAGAAAAGCCCCAAAGCCACGGGGGAUCCGGCUCGGUGGCUGGCGAGAGAGGAGGGGGGAGGGAAGGAAGGAAGCGAGAGAAAGGAGGGAGAGAAAGCGGAGCAAAGCCGAUCCCUGGUCGGAGGCUGUGCCGCCUCGCCGCACGAGGGGUGUCCGGAGCAUCGGGAGAUGACUUGUCGCCAGGAUCCGGUCUAAGCAGCCCAGGAGGAGGCGGUCUUCUCCUUUCUCGCCCUCCGUGCUUCCCUCCUCGUUUUUGUGCCAGCUUUGGCCCCCGAUCCCAGAGGAGACGACCGGACUGGGCUGGCCUUGGAGAGCGCAGGGGGCGAUUGGCAAGCGGCUGGGUCGCCAAGGACCGCCCCAGGAAAGGAGAGCUUUGAGGGCGCGAUCUCGGCAAGCAACUUGGGGGGCGUGUGUGGCUUGAUUUCCUCUGGUGGAUAUUGUACUCCCCCUUUAGCCCUUUCCAGGACCCGUAAUUUUAUUUUUUAAAGGGCCGCCCUUUUUUUUGGCAGCGGAUCCGAUUGAUGCUACUAGCGUGGGGGGUUCUUCGCUUAUCGAUCCGCACCUUCAGCGUCGCUUCGUCUUUGUUUGAAUCGCCAACCAGGCAACCUAAGGAACUCUCUCCCCGAUGGCCGGGAAACUGCAGAAGGGCUGGUUUGGGGGCUGGUGGACUACCGGAGUUUGCUUAACGGCGCUUUCCUACGUCCCAGGCCUCUGGGCUCAGAUGGUGCUUGUCAACGACACGGUCUCCGGGUACAUUGGGACUGACGUGAACCUGCACUGCACCUUGACCAACCCCAGCCUCGGCAUGAAGAUCACCCAGGUCACCUGGCAGAAGGCCACCAAUGGCUCCAAGCAGAACGUGGCCAUCUCCAACCCCGUCAUGGGCAUUUCCAUCCUGCCCCCGUACAAGGACCGGAUGGUCUUUCGAAACUCCUCCACCAGGGAUGGGACCAUCCAGCUGUCACGCCUCAAGCUGGAGGAUGAAGGCGUUUACAUCUGCGAGUUUGCAACAUUUCCCGAUGGCAAUCGGGAGAAUCAGCUCAACCUCACUGUGUUGGCCAAACCGACAAACCGGAUGCAGGCCACCACGAGCCUGCUCAUUGCCAAGGCCGGCAUGACGGAGAAGAUUGUGGUCGCCACCUGCACCUCCUCCAACGGGAAGCCCCCCAGCACCGUGUCCUGGGAAACCAAGCUGAAAGGGGUGGCGGAAUACCAAGAGAUCCGCAACCCCAAUGGCACCUUCACCGUGGUCAGCCAGUACCGCCUCUUGCCCAGCCGGGAGGCCCAUCGGCAGCAACUGACAUGCGUGGUCAACUACCAGCUGGACCGCUUCACUGACAGCAUGACCCUCAACGUGCUGUACGAGCCCGAAGUGAGGAUCGAUGGCUUUGAUGGCAACUGGUACCUCAACCGGAAAGAUGUGAAGCUGACAUGUAUCUCUGAUGCCAACCCUCCUGCCACCUCAUACCAGUGGAAGCUGGUCCCAUUGCCUAACGUAGGUAGGAAUAGACUGAAUGGAUCGCUUCCCGACAACGUGGAGGUUCAGAACAGCACAUUGUUCUUCAAGGGGCCCGUCACCUACAGCCUGGCAGGGACAUAUGUCUGCGAGGCCACCAACACCAUCGGGACGCGGUCUGGCCAGGUGGAAGUUAACGUGACAGAAUUCCCCUACACCCCGUCUCCACCGGGCACAUCCGUGGCGCAGUCGACCAUCCCCACCGCUGUGAUUGGGGGCGUGGUGGGCGGAGUCUCCCUGGUCGUGGUGCUGGCCGUGGUGGUUUUUGUCGUGCUCCGCCACCGGCGCCACACCUUCAAGGGCGACUACAGCACCAAGAAGCACGUCUACGGCAACGGCUACAGCAAAGCCGGCAUCCCACAGCACCACCCGCCCAUGGCACAGAACCUCCAGUACCCCGACGACUCGGACGACGAGAAGAAGGCCAGCCCGCUGGGGGGGCACAGCUACGAGGACGAGGAGGAGGACGGCGCCGGAGGGGACCGCAAGCUGGGCGGGGGGCCCCCCGGCAAGUACGAAGACGACUCCAAGCGGCCUUACUUCACGGUGGACGAGGGCGAGGCCCGCUCGGAGGCCUACGACGAGAGGACACUCGGUUUCCAGUACGACCCCGAGCAGCUGGACAUAGCCGAUAACAUGGUCUCUCAGAACGACGGGUCUUUUAUUUCCAAAAAGGAGUGGUAUGUUUAGCUCGCUCCAGCCAACCCCCCCUUCUCUUGCCUCCUCGCACUCGCCACGCGCUGCCUCCGAGCCCCAGGGCCACACCAGCUGUCACGCACAGCCCCUGCGUGCCCUCUUUACGCACGAGCCCAUGCGCGCACACACACACAACACACAUCGACCUGGGCAGGGCGCAUAGUGUGACAGAGACUCUCUGUUUUUUUGUUUUCUUUUCCUUUAAUGAACUGCUGCUGGUUCAGAGGCAACCAGGACAAGGCGAGGCAGGAGGGGGCUGGUUGUUCGUUUUAUCCAUUUUUGCUUUUGUUGUUGGGGGGGGGAGGGAGGGGUUUGGGAGAGGGGGGAACAUUUCUCCUUCCCUGCCCCCCCCCCACUCCCUUAAGUCCUCCACCAGAUCUUUGUUCCCUAAAGUGUUGUUUCUGUGGCUUUGGUGUUAAGAUUCCUUUCCUUUUAAUGACUACUGCCCACCCUUGUAUAGUAUACUGAACCCUCCUCCCCCCCCCCGAAAAACCCCUUCUGUUUGUAGUCUUAAGGUGUCUCUUUGUUAAUAUUUGGGUUUCCCCUCUUGAUGCCCCCCUCCCCCUCAACACAAAAAAACACUGGAACUUGUAUGUUGUCUUAACGUUGUACGGGGGACGGGGGCCUAAAUCACACACCAAUGAAUUUUUUGGACUGGGAGGGGGGCCACAAAGACAGAAAGCACAAAAAGCUCAGAUGGUCUGGGGCAAAGGCAUCUCCACCCUCAGCUGAGCUUGUAUAUCUGUAUCUGUAUAUUCGUUUGAGCUCCUGUUGCCGUUUCCCACAAUGCACUUGUGGUGGGGAGGCGAAAUCCACCAGCCUUGUGUGUGUGUGUGUGUGUUUUUAGGAAACAUAACAAAUGACUUGAUCAUCAAAAGAACAACCGUGAAAGUACAACAGGAAACUGCAUGAUAUCCAGGAGGGCAAGUGUAGCAAUUUUCCUCCUGUGUUCUCGCUUUGCUUUUUAACGAUUAUUGUUAUUUUCAGUCAGAGGGGUGGAGCGUCCGAGGGCCGUAGCUCAAUGGCAGAGCACUGCUUUGCAUGCAGAAGGUCCCGAGUUCAGAUCCCGAUAACACCUCCCAAAUAGAUCCCUGCCUAAAAUCCCGGAGAGCUGCUGCCAAUCAGUGCAGACAGUACUGAACUAGAUGGACAAACAGUGGUCUGGCUCAGUAUAAGGCAAGCUUCCUAUCUUCCUAAGUUUCCCACAAUGGGCAUGCCUCGUGAGGCUUUUGGUACGUGUUCAGAAAACUAUGUGUGUUAUCAAAAUUUGCUCCCCCCCCCCCACACACA